UAUAGUCAUGUUGGGCUGGAACGAGGAAGUGCAGUGGAGAGGGGAGGGACUGAGGGCGCAGCUCCAUGGGGCCGCGGCGCUGCGACCUUCUGCACAUGGAGCCGGGGACAGUUGGAAGAACUUCAUACUGCAAACUCAAGGAAUAGCAGAGUACUUGCACCGCAUGGAGACGGAAGAGGCCCAGGAAAUGGCCCCCAUGCCAGGCCGAGACAGCCCCCCUGCCAACGAUGCGGCCGAGGAGGCAGAGGAGCCCAUGGCCGUCCCAGAGGACCUGUCAGCAGGCUCCGCCCACCAGCAGAACAACAGAGGGGAGAAAGCCUGUAACAUUAAAGUUGAGGCUCGCAGUGAUGAGGAGAAUGGGCUGGCCUGUGACAUGAAUGGCGUGGAGGAGGAGGAGUGCGCGGAAGACUUGCGCGUGAUCGAUGCCUCGGGGGCCAAGGUGAACGGCUCACAGCCGAGUCCCGAAGCCAAGGUCUUCUCCUCGGCUGGCGGCAUCCGGCUGCCCAACGGGAAGCUCAAGUGCGAUAUCUGUGGGAUAGUUUGUAUUGGCCCCAAUGUGUUGAUGGUGCACAAGCGAAGCCACACUGGAGAACGUCCCUUCCAGUGCAACCAGUGUGGGGCUUCUUUCACCCAGAAAGGAAACCUGCUGCGUCACAUCAAGCUGCACUCUGGAGAAAAACCCUUCAAGUGUCACCUUUGCAGCUAUGCCUGUCGUAGGAGGGAUGCCCUCACCGGACACUUACGCACCCACUCUGUUGGAAAACCACACAAAUGCGCCUACUGUGGGCGGAGUUACAAGCAGCGCAGCUCACUGGAGGAGCACAAGGAGCGAUGUCACAACUACCUCCAGUGUAUGGGCCUGCAGAACAGCAUCUACACAGUAGUAAAGGAAGAAAGCAGCCAGAAUGAAGAGAGGGAAGACUUAAGCCAGACGGGAUCUGACAGAGCCUUGGUGCUAGACAGGCUAGCUAAUAAUGUAGCUAAGCGUAAGAGCACUAUGCCACAGAAGUUUGUGGGUGAGAAGCGUCUGUCGGACCUCUCCUACGACGGAGCACCGGAGCAGCUGAUUCAGCCCCACGUCAUCGACCAGGCAAUCAACAGCGCUAUCAGCUACCUGGGGGCAGAGUCGCUCCGGCCAUUGGUCCAACCCUCCCCAGCCUCCUCCUCCGACGUGGGCCUGGGAACCAUGUAUCCGCUGCACAAGUCUGCCCCAGAGGCCCACUCGGGGACAGGUCACGGCCUGUCAGCCAAAGACAGUGCAGCCGAGAAUCUGCUUCUGCUCUCCAAGUCCAAGUCUGCCUCUAGCGAGAAGGACGGCUCUCCGAGCCACAGCGGCCAAGACUCCACUGACACGGAGAGUAACAACGGGGAUAGAGCAGGCGGGGCGGCCCCCGGCCUCAUCUACCUGACCAAUCACAUCACCUCGGGAGUGCGGAACGGCGCGCUUCCCCUGGUGAAAGAGGAGCAGCAGCGGCAGUAUGAGGCCAUCCGGGCCAGCAUGGAGAUGGCCUCUGAGGGCUUCAAGGUGAUGACAGCGGACGGCGAGCAGGUGAGGGCGUACAGGUGCGAACAUUGCCGUGUCCUCUUCCUGGACCACGUCAUGUACACCAUACACAUGGGCUGCCACGGCUUCAGAGACCCCUUUGAGUGCAACCUCUGUGGCCAUCGCAGUCAAGACCGAUACGAGUUCUCCUCUCACAUAACACGAGGGGAGCAUCGCUACUGAGUCCGUAACACAUGCUCACACACACAAGAAAUGCCUGGAAGCGCAUAUGGGAAAUGUUCAUGCGCGAAAGUGUGGUUUUAUACAUGUGCACAUAUACGUGUGCAUGUUCCUUGCAUACAGAAGCAGUCUUACUCUCAUUUCAAAUAUGAAAAAGAAACAAAAUAAUGUUCCGUGAAGACAAAAUAGCAAAAUAGCGUGCCUGCAAAUUUCAAACUAGAAACGUUCUAUAAACAGUGUUGGGCCGAUUACUUUUAAAAAAGUGGUAAGUUGUAGUUACUUUGCCAAAAAGUAUUAACUUAGUAACUGAACUACUCCUUCAUAAAUUAGAUUUUUGAGAGGUAUUUCGCAUUUCUCUACCAAAAACGCUAGGGGGCCGUGCUUUCCUGAGAGUGAGCAACCACAACUCAUGUUGACUAGCUAUUUAGCUUCCUGUGUGGUAGCAAUGAACAACGCUGAUUGAAACGAUAUGGUUGAUGUAGAUAUCAGUGCAUAACAGCGUGAGUAAAACUUCACUGUCGGUAAUGGUAACGGCGCUGUAACGUUUGAAAUGAUAAUUCAUUAGAUUACCUGUUACUGGAAAACAAUGACGGUGUUAGCAAUGCCGUCAUUUUUAGCACCAUUACUCCCAACACUGGUUAUAAAUUGUGUAUGUACGGUAUAGACAUGUUUUUUUUCUCAUCCAAAAAACAGACAGCAACUUUUAUUUUCUUGUUUUAGACUUAAAAAUGUACACGCGUGUGUACUGACGUGUGUAAAAUGCCAACAAAAUGUUUUCAAUGUAAAUGUCUAUGAAAUACAAUCAAUCCAAAAUGUCAAUGUAGAUAACUCACACAUCAUAUUCUUUUCAUUUUAUAACCUGUAUUCUCAUACUUGUAUCAGCCUUCCUCAUAUUUUUAUUUAUAUGACAUGUACCUGCCCGUCUGUUUUGUAUUUAUUACAGUGAUUGGUGUUUGUGAGUAGAAUAGUUCAUAGAAGCUGGUCAGCUUGUAUUAAAUGUGUUCAAGGUGAAUUACACAACUGCUUCUUAAAGGCAAAGAAAAUGUUUAACUGGUCAUUUCUUUCAUUCAAUCCUGUGUGCAGAAAAUUUAUGACACUCCCAAAAGUUCCGCUGUUUGAGGUUUAAAGGAAAACUGCACUUUUUUUGGAAUAAUGCCCAUCAUCCACAAUCCUUAUGAGACACAAACACCUAUGUCUUUCUCUUUUCUGUGCGUUCUAAAGAUAUAAAAACAGUUAAAAAGACGCAGCUAAGAAUGCACAUAAUGAGAAACACUUAUUCCGCCUAUGAAGCCUUCUGAAAAACACUCCACAAAGCGCCAACAACGCUCCAUUUACAUACAGUAUAAGGUAACGGACAUAUUAACCAAUCUACAGCGACAUUGGUAUUAUUUUGAUUAACACUUACGCCGGUCGAACUAGGUUACUUGCGCAUCGACACCUUGCCACGCCACACACCGCUAGCUGCUAGCCGACUAGCAACUAGCUUCACCACACACACGCCAACACUGCACUCUCGGUGGCUUGGGCCACUACCGAAAGGUAGCGCUACAUAUUGGAGCUGCUUUGGAAAAGUUAACGCUAGGUGCAGGUGUUUGUUUCUAUGUUGCUAUGUGAAAUCAACACGCCCGGGAAGGAAGUUGGGGUCCAAAAUACUGUAAGUAUGACAUGUUAUCAUGAAUGUAUGAUCACAGCAUGGAUAUAAAACCUUAAAACCUUGUUGGAGGUUUUUGGAGGCGUUUUAAUGCGGUCUUUGUAGGCGGCAUAGGUGUGUCCCCUUACGUGCAGUAGUGAGCUCUCUUUUUAUCUGUUUUUAUAUCUUUGGAAACCACAAUAAAGAGAAACAUAAAGAUUGUGGAUGAUGGGCAAAUUUUUUUUAAAAAGUGCAAUUUUGGGAGUUCAGGCUGGCAAAAUAUCAAUAAAGGAUAUUUUCUUUAAGUGGGAAGAAUGUUGGAUUUAUUUGUAUUCUUAUGAUUUAAAAAAACAAUAGAAAUGUGUUGGUUAUAUAGCAAGUUGCUCCAAGACAGGGAGUGCAUCCUUGCAUUCCCACAUGCAUAACGUUUCCCAAGCACAUAUAGAAAAUAGUUGAUUACCUUUGCAAAAAAUGAUGAGGAUUUCACAUACAGUACAAAAAGAGUGGCCAAUCUUUCAAAGAAAAAGGUGUUAGGUGCUUUUGUCAAGGAGUGAAUGACAAAAACAUUUCCUAAAAAUCCUUAAGACAACAUAAAUGAAACAUUAAAAUGAUGUAACGUUUGUGAAUUCAUUAAAAAAACACUACUGUACUAUUGCAAUUAUUGUGGCAAAGAAUAACAUUUUUUUUCUGCUCUGGGUCAUGUCUCCAAUUUUCUGCGACAGUUUUCAAUAAAUGAACUGACCUCCUCUUACAGCUGGGGUGUCCAUACUUUUACCAGCGAGGGCCACAUACUGAAAAAUGAAAGGAAGCAAGGGCCACUUUGAUCUUUAGUAAACCAACACAUAGAGAAAUGCUAAGAAGCUAUAUGAAGCUCAAGACAAAACUGCAUUUCACCUUUGUAAUAUCGGUGAAAUGCUACUAAAAAUCUUCCAUAAUAAUACAAGUUUAUUCUUGUAAAAUUGCGAAAAUUGUUCUUCAUUGGAUUACGACUUUUUUUCUUAGUAUUUUGACUUUAU
Dunckerocampus dactyliophorus (ringed pipefish) is the source of this 4369-nucleotide messenger RNA. It is a transcript of the gene ikzf1, whose product is annotated as IKAROS family zinc finger 1 (Ikaros). Gene Ontology annotation, biological process: regulation of transcription by RNA polymerase II. NCBI's taxonomy places the organism in Eukaryota, Metazoa, Chordata, Actinopteri, Syngnathiformes, Syngnathidae. The transcript has 8 exons. Gene Ontology annotation, molecular function: RNA polymerase II cis-regulatory region sequence-specific DNA binding; DNA-binding transcription factor activity. The coding region runs from base 8 to 1726 and encodes 572 amino acids. The record is from RefSeq and is a predicted model, not a curated record.